UGUAUAUACACCAGGUUCAACGAUAUUGUCAGAUAUGAAAAAGACACUGGACCUUUUCUUUUCGAUGUUUAAAUCCAAAGUAAAAGUAAGAGGAGAAGUUCAACAAGAGGAAAUACCUCGCGAACAAACUCGGGAAACUUUUUCCUCUUCAGGAGAAGAUAAACCCAAGGAAAUAACACCUGAACAAAGCAGCGUUAUAAAAGCAAUUAUGCACACCAAAAUAGAUUCCGAAUGUACUGAGGAAGUGAAGGGUUUUGUCACAAUCUAUGACUUUGGAGGGGAGAAGGUUUUCUACAACACACAUCACUGUUUCAUGUCAAGCAACAUGGUCUUUGUCCUGGUAUUUGACGUGGAUAUGUGUCUGGACCCGCACACACAAAAGGAUGGUUACGAGCAAAUCGAGUUCUGGCUGAGGAAUAUCGCGACCUAUGCCAUCGACAGAGCAGCACGCGGUAAAGGAACUCCUCCUAUCAUCCUUGUAGGAUCUCAUUUGGACCUUGUUUCUAAAAAUGAAGAAGAACAGGAAAGGUUGUUUGCCUCUGUAUUAGAAAAGCUGUACGAGAAACCUGAACUACGUGAAGUUAUGGAAACCCACGUCCAGGAGAUGUUCCCAAUUGCAAAUCUAAACGAUUCCUCUAAAACCCAAGACGUGUACCAGCGGGUGUGGAACAGGAUAAUAGAAAUUGCCCCACUGCAAUCUCAAUGGAUGAAGCCAGUACCUGCAAGAUGGGUUGCCUUGGAACACGAGCUGGUGACAACGAAGAAUGAAGGCCGGAUAAUCCUGACAUAUGCCGAUUUGUUAGAAAUCAAUAGCAAGCUAGCAGUGCCUUUAGCAGAACAUGACAUCAUAAACUUCCUGUGGAAACUGAAGUUCUCCGGAUCUUUCCUGAUCUUUGAUAUUCAUAGCAAGAGACCGUUCAUCGUUCUUCAAGCACAAUGGAUAAUUAAUGCAUUCAAAGCAAUCAUCACUGACCCCAAAUUCACUACCAAACUAACGACGAAGCAAAGACUGCAAUGGUCAAAAUAUGAGAAAUCCGGUAUUUUAACAUUAGACUUUAUAAGGGAACUUUGGGGACGGUACAAGGAAUUUCGGUUCCUGGAAGAGGAGGAAACACUCUACAUUGCACUCGAAACUCUCGGUUUACUUUCCAAACCACUGUCUGUAGAUUCGGAGGUGAAUUACUUCGUAGUACCGAGCAUUCUCCAAACUGCAGAUCCCGAGAUUAUUCGUCAAGUUAUUGAUGAUCCUGACACUGUCACAACCGUUGCUCUUUGCCUCAAGUUCGACAAUCCAUUCAUCCCACAGGCCGUGUGGGACAAGAUGAUUGCCGCUUGUAUCCACAGGUUUCAUCGACUUGAAGAACCCGGUCAGGAUGGAUCAAUAUUCAUCCAGCGUGGAUUUGCUUGCCUGUCUGUGGAUUUCCUGUGGAACAUGAUCAUCAACUGUUGCAAAAAUGGUAUGAAGAUCAUUAUGUUCAAAAGGGACACAGGCCACUCAGUACCAUCAGGAACUGGAAUUAACCUUCUCAACAUUCUUGAAUUUCUUCUCCAAAGGAUUCUUGAGUUAAAUCACCAAAGUCAUCUACGGUACCAAUUCUACCUCCACAACGACUACCGGUUCACAGCAAAUGAAAAGAUGGUAAAAGUGGACAAUCUUCGACAGACACGACGUCUACAAUGCUACGGCUCAAAUGGAACUGGAUGGAUAGACAGCGACGACCUCUACAUCUGGUUCAGGAACCCAAAUCAGAAGACAAAACGGACUCAUAUGCGUGACGUUGACUUGACGAAGGCUUUACCGGAUAGAAGGCUAUCGUUCAAAGAGAUUGGUAGAGUCUCGAGAUAUAUCGGCAGUACAUACCAAACCUUCUUUGCCGAGCUGGACUGUCCAGUCGCGCUAGUGGAUCAGGAGAUGGAAGAGCACCGUCACCUCGCCUUUAGAUCUCGCAUAGCAAAGAUAUUCGUUCAUCUCCUCAAAACGAAUGCUGAUACUGGAUUCCUUUCUAUAGCAGAAGCAAUGUCACGACACGGGAUGGACCCCUCCAUGCUCAUGGACAUUCUGGACUCCAACAGGAAUGUGAUGUUUAUAGACGAGACAUUGCCGGAAAAAUGGUUAAAUAAGUACUUGUCUGUCAAUGAUGUUCCGAUCAUCGCUGAUCACGUAGACAUCAAAUCAUAUUUCAAUCUGUUUCUGGAACUUGGAUUCACGCCCAAAAGAGUGGAUGAGUUUGACGACCACUACAGAAACAAGGGAACUCCAAAGAAAAUCACUGCUUUGCUGGAAGCGUUCAUUAAAGGGACCACGCCAUGCCCAACUGUGAAUACAUUACUCCUGGCGAUGCAAGAAUGCGACAUGGACACCGAAUCUCUCAUUGAAACCCUUAAGCCAUCAUAGGUUAAGGACUUCAACAUGGUUCUAAAACCCAAGAGCUGGUGUCUGCUAUCAUAUAAUUGAUGGACUGCUCUAAUUGUCGCUGACUGGUACUAUGCGAGCUUUUUCUCUAUCUGCGCGGUUUUAAAAGACGUUGAACUAAAAACUGUUUCCGAAGGACUACUUCUAGAACAAUUUUAAAACGUAGUAUUAUCAUUUUAUCAAAGUCAGUAUAUUAUGUUUAGUAUAUUUCAAAUUACUUGCGAUUGUGGUAUGUCGUAAAUGUGACGUUAUUGUCGAUGGAUGAUAUUUGUAUUUGCUGUAAAGGUUAUACAAGUGUGUGCUGCGUGACAAGGAUGUUUACUAACCAGAGAUGUGAAUACAGGUAACAUAAAUAAGGUGUUAGUGCGUAAUGACAGGGAGACGCAAUGAUGUUUAGUGUAAUAGAAAAAAAUACUGGAAUAUAAAUACAGACUACAUAACUAGGAUGUUUUCUGUAUUAUAACAGGGAUUACAUACAGGCUACUAACUAGGAUGUUUACUGUGUUAUAACAGAGAUAUAAUACAAACUACAUAACUAGGAUGUUUACAAUGUUAUAACAGAUAUGUAAUUAAACGCUGUAUAACUAGGAUGUUGACUGUGUUAUACCAGAUAUAUUAAUAAAGGCUACAAAACUAGGAUGUUAAGUAUAGUAUAACAGUAAUGUAAAUACAGGCUACAUAACGAAGAUGUUUACUAUGUUAUACUAGAUAUGUAAAUACAAACUACUUAACUAGGAUGUUUACUGUGUUAUAACAGUUAUGUAAACAAAAGGCUACAUAAUUAUGAAGUUUACAAUGCUAUAAGUGUGACCUGAAUAUCGGCCUAGGAAUUUUACUGUAGUAUUACUAGGAUGUAAAUGCAUGCUACAUAACCAGGGUGUUUACUGUGUGAUAACACAUAUGUUAAUGAAAACUACAUAACUAGGAUGUUUACUGUGUUAUAACAGAUGUGCCAAUACAGGCUAAACGACUAGGAUGUUUACCGUGUUGUACCAUGGAUGCAAAUACAGGCUACAUAACUAGGAUGUUUACUUUGAUAUAACAGAUAUGUAAAUACAGGCUUCAUAACUAGGAUGUUUACUUUGUUAUAACAGAGAUGUAAACAUAAGCUAUAUUACUAAGAUGUAACUAUAGUUUUUGUUUAGUUAUUAUAGGGAUUUAAAUAUAGGCUAUAUGAAAGACUUUGAGUGGAUAUAGUUCGUCAUACAUAAAUGCUUACAGAAAGUUAUUUACCAAAUAACCAUUUUUUGUAGAGCUGCUUGUUUUCCAGAAGAACACAUAUUUGUCAAAAAAAAAUCGAUAUAUAUGAUAUCAUGAUUUUUAUUUUUUUUAUCGAUUUUAUUUUAUUUGUACAGUUUUUAUUUGUAUUGAACGUAAUCACUGAUAAUACAAAGUAGAUAUUUAAUGGUAUAAAUCUGAGGUAUGAUGAUGCAGAAAGCCAAAUAAAAGUAUACUAGCAAUAUGGCUAUGUCUUAUAAUUAGGAUUAAUUAGCGUUACCAAAGAUCCUAAAGAAAUAUAGAAAAUUAUAAUACACUUUUACCUGUGUAAUGUAAGGAACUAACCAUUUGAUUUCAAACCUAUGAAACAAAAUGGGAAGUAUCAUUGUUAGUACUUCUUAUUAAGAACGGUUCUUGUUAUUAACUGUACAUUUUAAGUCUCAAGGUCAGAUGAAGUGACGACAGCAUACAUAAUUGCCUUUGGUACAUCUUCGCAGAAUACGUUGUGGUGUUUAUAUAACUAAACAAUUUCAGAAUUUCAUUGAAAACUUAUUUAAAAUUGCGUUCUUCCUUGUUAAAAAUGACGUCUUUAUAACCUGGCAUGACUUACUACCAUUCUACUUAACGACUUUUUCUGACGCAUCAAUAUUUGCGACGUGCUGACUUUAAAAAUGGAAUGCAUUAAACAAUGGCAAUCCCAUUGAAUACCAGUUAUUUGUCACGAGUAUAGUAGAAUAUUCCUAUUAUUUCCACGAGCGCAAAUAUCAUUCACUGUCCAUCACCAUACAUAGUUCUGUAAAACGUAUAUUGCACCGCCUAUGAGUAUUCAGAUAAUUUUUAUGCAACAUAACUGAUGACUUAAUUUGAUUUCUAUUGAAAAUCACCGGUACGAUCUUGUCUAAUCAUGUCUAGUCUGUUUUUCAAAUGUAUCGACAUCGCUGUAGCGGUCUUGAUUAACGAGGAUCAAUGACGUUUUGUCGCGUAGUUACAUAAAGCAAUAUGUAGUUGUGCCAUCUGAAAUAAAUUUGCAUUCCGGACCUUUUAAAGACAUUUAUGCUCAUUAACGUAAAAAAACAACAUUUUGGUCCGGCUAUUCAUUUCCUUAUAAUCCAAUACAUUUCUUUGACAUUUUAGUGUACCAGAUGUAGUUUAGCCCCAUGAAAUAGUUUUGAGUUUCAGACCUUUUUAUUAGAGUCAUGCCCCUUUACACUCUUUUUAAUAUAUUUCUUUGAAACUUUUUGUGCAGUGACAAUACCAUGCAGAGGUGCCAAUCCUUCUUUUUUUGGCCUAAUCCAUACGACUAUGCGAACAUACGAAGAACGCCUUCCACCAUUGCCUAUUCACUGUAUGAUUUUGUUUUUUUUCCCCCGAAUCCGGAAAUUCUGCCUGUUCCAACAUCGUUUAAUUAUAAUAUCCUGAUAACAAUCUUCUUUGUGUUUUGAAUAAGCCUAGAAACUGAAGCGUAAUUGAGACUGUGAUCACACUUCCACUUCCUUUAACGAAAUAAAAUGGCGGGAAAAUGUGCUCUCGACGAGAGAGAUAAAAUAGAUAAAAAGUUCAGGAAGCCCGCUCAAAAGAAUGAAAAAGAAACUUAAACCAGAAUACAAAGAAGACAUUUUCAUUGACAUUAUACAACGUACUUCUAUGUUGGGGGUAUACGUGUCACCCCUUCCACUAGGUGACAGCUCUUGUUGGACAUGUAAUAGUUAAGAACAUUUAAAACAAUUCAGAUUAUUAUAUUAUUCUGUGUGAGUUGUAACAGGGCAGAUAAUUAUAUUAUCAUAUAUAAAUUGUAAAAAUUCAUAUAUUAUAAAUUAUUCUGUAUAAGAUGUAAUUGUUCAGAUUAGUAUUUUAAUCGUUAUAAGAUGUUUUAUUUCAGAUAUAUAUA
Molecule: messenger RNA, 5519 nt
Organism: Mizuhopecten yessoensis (Yesso scallop)
Lineage: Eukaryota; Metazoa; Mollusca; Bivalvia; Pectinida; Pectinidae
Exons: 10
Coding region: 35-2395 (786 amino acids)
Source: RefSeq, a predicted model, not a curated record